AUGCCGAGGUCCACCUUCUUGGGCGCCAAGCGCGCCAGGGAGGAGCCCAGCUUCUGCGAGAGACCCAUGGCGUAUCGCGUCACCGCUCCGCUGCGGCGCAGGGUGCCUUGUGUCAUUGAGAGGGACGCGGUGGCAAAAAGCGCCGGGCCCUCUGUGCCUGCAUGUGCGGUGUGCCCCACGGUAGACAAGGGCGGACCCUCGUUCUCCGGUGCCUUGGGUUGGCCAAGUCACGCCGCUCUCUCGCCGGUGGAGAGCCGUCCGCUUGGGCACAGGCGCAACGUUUGUCAGCUGCUCACACUCAGCGCCUCUCCACAGGACGCGGGCACAGCCUCCCCCGCGCAUGGCCAGGUCGAGGUGGAUGUCACGAGGGGUGACACAGGCAAACAUUAUUGUUUUACCUUCCACGUGCCGGCCCCGGGUCCUCCCAGCAGUGCUGGGAAGGACAAAGCGAUAAAUGUAGCAUACCGUCACGCCGUUUUGCGUGCAUUACUUAACCAAGUGAGUUUAGCGGCGGCGUUGGCAGUGGAUCGUGCAUGGGUUGUUGUUUACCAUGGAAAAAACGUCCUGUCUGAUGCCGGGGCGGAGCUGCUUGUGUCAGCACUGCUUUCCAAGUCCCACCAGCGAAUCCCCCUUGCACUAUUCUACGGCGUGGAUUCCGUGUGA
This is a messenger RNA of Trypanosoma conorhini, 663 nucleotides long. RefSeq lists its product as uncharacterized. The transcript has a single exon. Lineage: Eukaryota; Euglenozoa; Kinetoplastea; Trypanosomatida; Trypanosomatidae. The record is from RefSeq and is a predicted model, not a curated record. Bases 1 to 663 code for a protein of 220 amino acids.